AUGUCCUUCUGCCUUCCAGAGGCGUUCGCUGUCCCUAAGCUGACCGUGCAUCCUGAGGGACAGCUAGUUGAUGGCCAAUGGUUUAAGCUGGUGUGCUUGGUUGAAGAGAAUCUCUCUGAAGCUUCCUUGCGGUACGGCUUUUACAGAAAUGGGAUCCCUCUCCAGUCUCCGUCCCACCACAGCGAUUACAUCUCUGAGUCAGCUUGUCUGGCUGACUCGGGUCCUUCCCAUUGCAAAGUUACGGGCAGUAAAGUGCGGAAAUGCAGUAAUCAGCUCCAUUUGUCCAUCAGGCGAAUUCCAGUGUCAAAACCAGAACUAAUAAUUCAACCCAGAAAGAAGCUAAUCGAAGGAGAUGCAGGAUUCUUAAUCUGUUCAGUCUCCAAUGGUUCUCUGCCGAUUUAUUACCAAUUCUACAAGGGCUCAAGCAUGAAACUGUACUGGGAACUUUCCAACAGUACCAAGCUUGUUUACAACAUUGAAGGCAUCAGCAGAAGGGACAAAGGGAUGUACCAUUGCUCGGUGAGAAAUGAGGUGACAGGCCCUCUGCACAGUGAAGAAGUGGAGAUCAUAGUGAUAGUUCCUGUCACAGAUGCUGUGCUGAUAUCCCGCACCAACGGGACUGAGAUACAGCCCGGGGACCGCCUUGUUCUCCGGUGCCUGGUGAGGGAAGGCACUGAGCCCCAGUUCAUUUGGUGCCGUGACAACGUGCCGCUAAGAAACGGCAGUGCGAGCUCCCAUGUGACUGCCGAUGGUGGUGAGCUCGUUGUUCAUUCAUUCCGGAGAGACAAUGUCGGGAGCUAUCACUGUGCUGCGAUCAACGACGGAACCAACGGCACCAUUUUUAACGUGAACAGCGACUAUAUCGAAUUCACGCUGCGAGCUCGGAGUUUUUCCAAGGAGAUCGCGGCCUCGCUCGUCCCAGUUUUGCUGUUCGGCGGCCUGAUCGAGUCGGUGUGGUUCAUCCACCGGAGGAGGGACACAGGCAAUUCCUCAACUGUGUCACAGCCCAAGAGAUCCCAAGCUUCUGGUGAAGGGGCAGCAGCCGGCAAUCUGGAGUAUGCAGUAAUCGGAGCAGCACACAAUGCUGGUGAGUGCCAUUGAAUCGGUGUGAUUAAAGAGCCCCACACAGUGACGGUGCACCAUAACCUGGGAGGAAUUCUGGACAAACGUCCGAGCUGUCA
Rhincodon typus (whale shark) is the source of this 1181-nucleotide messenger RNA. Its product is annotated as junctional adhesion molecule A-like. The coding region runs from base 1 to 1101 and encodes 366 amino acids. NCBI's taxonomy places the organism in Eukaryota, Metazoa, Chordata, Chondrichthyes, Orectolobiformes, Rhincodontidae. The transcript is spliced from 6 exons. Gene Ontology annotation, molecular function: transmembrane signaling receptor activity. The record is from RefSeq and is a predicted model, not a curated record. Gene Ontology annotation, biological process: cell surface receptor signaling pathway.